Molecule: messenger RNA, 4085 nt
Organism: Dromiciops gliroides (monito del monte)
Lineage: Eukaryota; Metazoa; Chordata; Mammalia; Microbiotheria; Microbiotheriidae
Gene: ATXN3
Product: ataxin 3
Exons: 11
Coding region: 52-1119 (355 amino acids)
Biological process (GO): protein deubiquitination
Cellular component (GO): nucleus
Molecular function (GO): cysteine-type deubiquitinase activity
Source: RefSeq, a predicted model, not a curated record
UUGGAGGGGGGGGUGGUUCGACGCGGGGCCGUUGGCUCCAGACAAAUAAACAUGGAGUCCAUCUUCCACGAGAAACAAGAAGGCUCACUCUGUGCUCAACAUUGCCUGAAUAAUCUAUUGCAAGGGGAAUAUUUUAGCCCUGUGGAAUUAUCCUCUAUUGCUCAUCAGCUAGAUGAAGAAGAGAGGAUGAGGAUGGCAGAGGGAGGAGUCACUAGUGAAGAUUAUCGAACAUUUUUACAGCAACCUUCAGGAAAUAUGGAUGACAGUGGUUUCUUCUCUAUUCAAGUUAUAAGCAAUGCCUUGAAAGUUUGGGGUUUAGAGCUAAUCCUCUUCAACAGCCCAGAGUAUCAGAGGCUCGGGAUCGAUCCUAUAAAUGAAAGAUCAUUUAUAUGCAACUAUAAGGAACAUUGGUUUACAGUUCGAAAAUUAGGAAAACAGUGGUUUAAUCUAAACUCUCUCUUGACGGGUCCAGAAUUAAUAUCAGAUACUUACCUUGCACUUUUCUUGGCUCAGUUACAACAGGAAGGUUAUUCCAUAUUUGUUGUUAAGGGUGACCUACCAGACUGUGAAGCUGACCAGCUCCUUCAGAUGAUUCGGGUACAACAAAUGCAUAGACCAAAACUCAUUGGAGAAGAAUUAGCUCAACUAAAAGAUCAAAGAGUACAGAAAACAGACCUAGAGCAGUCUUUAGAAGUAAGUCAUUCAUAUGAUGGAACAGGAAUCUUAGAUGAAGAUGAAGAGAAUCUACAAAGAGCUCUAGCACUAAGUCGACAGGAAAUUGAUAUGGAAGAUGAAGAAGCAGAUCUGCGUAGAGCAAUUCGACUUAGUAUGCAAGGUGGUUCCAGAAAUAAUAUUUCAGAAGAUAUUCCACAGACAUCAGGUACAAAUUCACCAACAUCUCUUACUGCAGAAGAACUACGAAAGAGAAGAGAAGCCUACUUUGAAAAACAACAACAGCCAGAACAGAUAUCACAUCUACGUGAAAAGCCAACUACAAGUGCCCAUGCACUUGAAAUUGAUCCAGGUGAUGAUAUGACUGAAGAAGAUAUGCUUCAAGCUGCUAUGAAUAUGUCUUUGGAAACUGUUAGUAAUAAUUUGAAGACUGAAGGAAAAAAAUAGCAAAGUGACUUUAAAAAAAUCAGAAUAUUCAUAUUCCCUAACAUUGACUCCUUGUGCAGAUAUCCUAUACAGAGCUCAUUUCAGAAAUGUCAGAAUAGCACAGCAUUCAGAAAAAGUAGGAGGAGGUGGCUUGCAAAAAAAAACAAAACAAAACUGUAGAAAAUGCAUGAAGUUUAGAACUAAAGACCAUAUCUUCCAAAUACUAGCCAAAGAGGCAUUCAGCAAUUAAGGAAAUAGACAAUAGUUUUCUAAAUAAUAAUAUUUACUCUCUUUUUGGGGGGUGGGCAGUAACCUCUUAAAAUAAGAAUUUUUUAAAAAUCAAUUUGUAGACCAACUGAUAGGAUCUCUAGCCACAAGUUUUUUCCAACUCUGUUGAACAAUCUGAUUUAUUCCUCUUUCAUCUUCUUAUAGUUGCUUGUUUCUUAGUGCCCCAAAUGGCCAUACUGCAAUUAGUGUCACUUGUCUGUAGUUACAACAGGUAUGAUAUUUAAUGGGGUAAAUCAUUCUAGCCACAACUGUGUUUUGUGUGCUCUAGUUUUUUUUUUCCUUUAUUUUCCAUUGUCUCUGACCUCAGUUUCUCCCCCCUGUAGUUUUCAUUCCACCUUUUUAGAAGUUAGCCUUUGAUAGGAAUGAUUUCUAUCAUUUCAAUAUGCCAUAAAGGGAUCAGUAUCUAUGAUUGGUGCAUUCCUGGAUUUGAAGGGAAGCCUGCAAAAGGGAGGGGUUAAGACAGUAUAUUGAGUUUGGCAAGAACACAACUAUUUUUCCAGGUGCUUUAUGAAUAUCUCCCCUGUUAUGUCAAAAUGUUAAAGUUUUUAGAUGAACAUAUCUAAUCUACAUUAUGCACCUUAAUGCCAAGUUGUUUCCUCUGUUGCUAAGGAAAAUGAGAGAAAUGAAGUAUGCAAGCUAGCUUGUGUUAAUUAUGAGACUUAAGGUCCAAGAUAUAUGUGUAAUGGACUAAACUGGUCUGCCUGGUUUAUCUCAUCCUGCAGCCGUUUUUUUUGUUUUGUUUUGGUUUUUGUAAAUGGUGCUUUCUGUUUUACACAAAUUUGAAAUGUAUGGAAAUGUAGAUAAAUGCUGCUUGACCUGUAUUCCAUUUAACAGAACUAUUUUCACACAUACAAUAAUCUUGGAACACAUGGAAAUAAUUGCUUACUAAAUUAUAUUUAGAAUUAUGUUGUGACUUGAAACACACUAUUUAGCUAUAACUACAUUAAUAAUUGGAUGAUUCAUUACCAAGUAAGGUUGUAAAUAAAAAGGGUUUUGUCAGACAUCUUUUUUAUAAGGGUUCCCAAAUGACUUUUUUUAAAAAUUGGAGUAGAGUAGUGCUGAUUUUGGUUGAGAUUAAUAGUGCCUUUUAAAAAUAGGCAUUUUGCUCCUGCCAUCAGCCAUUAUUUGUUUUCAUUUGCAAAAAUUUGCAUUUUUUUAGGGUUAUUAUAUUAAAUAGGAAUAUCCAAAUUGCAUCUCUGGAAAUUAAAAAUACAGUAGUAUGUCACUUAAAAAAUUAUCACAGUACUGGGUGGCCAUACUGAUCAGGGAAAAAUUUUUGCUGCAAAAUGUAGCUGAAAACAUAAGAAAUGCCUUGUAUUGAUGAAGUAAUUUUUACUUGAGUGUAAACUUUUUUUUGAAUCUAUCUUCGUGCCAUAUAAAGUUUUCCAAAGCGAACCUUAUAGUAAUAAGAAAAAAAAUUGGCUACUAAGUCUUUUUAAAGCAUUUUUAAUUUGUAAAAUAAAAUUCUUGAUUUUAGAAUAUAGUAAUGAAUAAAUCUGGAAAUAUGCAGUUAUCCCUACAGGUUUGUGUAAUUUUCCAUCGUUUUUUUUCUUUUUCCCUUUGAAAAAGUACAUCCAACACUUUGUAUAUUUGAGUUAAUACUUCCUCUAUCAUAGAAGCAAUGCUAACUGUUAAGAUUGAAAUUUUUUUCUCCGAUAGUUUCUUACAUAAUAAAAGCUCUUAAUGGAUAGUAAAACACAAGGCUUAACCUUGUCAUGCCCAGGUGAAACAAUUAUUAAAAUAACAUGUCAGCCUUAAUUCUUAAUGCUUUUUAUUGACUCAAGUUUGACCCUUAGGCCAGAAAGUUCAGGCCGAGUUCUGUCUACAUUGACUAUACCAUACUAAUUUUAUUUAAAAAAAAUAAUUGAUGUACUGCCAUCUUAUGGAAUAUAGACUUUUGACAGUUUAAAUUCUAAUCAUUCAGGUUAUACUCCUUAGUUGAUGUAGCUUCAAAGAUGGCUGCUCCAUAAUAAUCCAUUGCAUAAAAUAAAUUAGCUGGAAGUCUUUCCCUGCCCUGCCCUACCUUCUUAAUCCGGCAUUUAUUCAGUGCAGUGUAAAAAUUUUAAAUUGUAUAAAAGUACACGAAAUUCUACCACUUUCUAAUAAGCAUCUUGUGUAAAAGUCAGCUUCUAUAGCUUUACAGUAGCCAUCCUGCUGAGAUAAAAUUUAAUUUGUGGCACUAAUGUAGGGAACUUACUGUAAAUGUUAAAAAAAGGAUUUUUGUUCUGGGUCAACAAUCAGGAGAAUAUAAAUGUUUAAUAUUUAAACAAUAUGUAUUCUUAUAUAUAACUAGUAUUAAACAGGAUUAACAAGGUGCAGAAAAGUUUUGGUUGGGUCUCCAUAAUAUUAGUAAUAAUUAAUAACAGGCACCUAGGUGGCGCAGUGGAUAAAGCACUGGCCCUGGAUUCAGGAGGACCUGACUUCAAAUUCGACCCUAAACACUUGACACUUCUUAGCUGUGUGUGUGACCCUGGGCAAGUUACUUAACCCUCAUUGCCCCACCAAAAAUAAAAAAAAAAGGUAAUGACAAACUUGGAAAUGCAAUGAGUGUUUUCAGAUAAGUGCAUGACUUUUACAUGGAAGGAGUACUGCUCAGUUUUUAAAUUUCAGGGUAGUGAAAUAACAACUGGUAUUAAGAUUUAUGUAUAAAUAGUAGAAAUAUUUGGAGGCAAACUGUCUUAACAUCAAAAAUUCAAAAA